This is a messenger RNA of Aplysia californica (California sea hare), 2638 nucleotides long. Its product is annotated as katanin p80 WD40 repeat-containing subunit B1. The record is from RefSeq and is a predicted model, not a curated record. Gene Ontology annotation, cellular component: katanin complex. Gene Ontology annotation, biological process: microtubule depolymerization; microtubule severing. Lineage: Eukaryota; Metazoa; Mollusca; Gastropoda; Aplysiida; Aplysiidae. Bases 188 to 2074 code for a protein of 628 amino acids. Gene Ontology annotation, molecular function: microtubule binding. The transcript has 20 exons.
GCUUUGAAGAAUAGUUGACGCCAUCAUUUUUCUUGGCAUGUCUUGUUACUGAAUCACAGAAUCAACAUGAAAAAAUGGAUAACCUGAAAGAAAGUUUUCAGACACACUUUCCAUAAAUAAACUACCUUCAAAUACCCUUGUAGAUCUACAGAACUAUCUUGAUAACUCUCUUUGGAGGACUUCUAAAAUGGAGUCAAAGAAAGCUUGGAAACUCAAGGACUUCACUGCCCACAGUGCUGAUGUAAAAUGCCUUGGUUUGGGCCACAAGUCCGGCCGAGUUAUGGUUACCGGUGGCGACGACCGGAAAGUCAACUUGUGGUCCGUUGGCAAACCUCAGUGCAUAAUGAGUCUUAUUGGGCACACUACAAGCAUUGAGUCAGUACGUUUCAACCCCAACGAGGAACUCGUUGUAGCGGGUUCUUUCUCAGGGGCUCUCAAAAUCUGGGAUCUGGAGGGUGCCAAAAGCCUAAGGACUCUAACAGGUCAUAAAGCUGGUAUAAAGGCACUUGACUUCCACCCUUAUGGCAAUUACAUUGCAUCUGGGUCAAUGGACUGCAAUGUUAAGCUCUGGGAUGUACGGAGGAAAGGCUGCAUUUACACAUACAAGAGCCACAAAGAUGCCGUGAACUGUCUACGAUUUACUCCAGAUGGUCUCUGGAUAGCCUCAGCCAGUGAAGACAACACAGUAAAGAUCUGGGAUUUAACUGCUGGAAAACUUUUGUCUGAGCUGAAAGACCACACAGGCCCAGUGAACAUUGUGGAGUUCCACCCGUCAGAUCUUCUGUUGGCAUCUGGUAGUACAGAUAGAACUGUUAAAUUUUGGGAUCUGGAAAGUUUCAAGUGCAUUUGCAGUUCAGAUACAGACAGGAACCCUGUCAAGAGCAUAUAUUUCCACCCAGAUGGCUCGUGCCUGUACAGUGCCACAGGUUUCUCCCUCAAAGUUUACGGCUGGGAGCCGUUUGUCUGCCAUGAGGUGGUCCCCGCUGCCUGGUCGGACAUAGCUGAUAUGGCCGUGGCAAACUCGCAGCUGAUUGCGUCCUCCUACAACAAAACCAAUGUUUCCUCCUAUGUUGUUGAUUUGAAACAAGUAGCGCCUACUGGAACUGAUGGCAAGUCUGACAGUCUGCGUGCUGGCAUGAACAGUUCUCGAAGGAGUUUCAUCACUGAGCGACCCCCUACCUCUUGUUCUGCUGAGCCAAGUGAACCAAAGCGCUCAAACACACCACCAGAAAAGAAUGAGAGCAAUGAAGAUGACGGGUCAUUAUCCCGGGCAGAGAUUCAAAACCAGGACGAGUACCACAAGCUGUAUGCUGGACGUGCCAAUGCAAAGAACAAGGCAGAACCAUUCCGCCCGCCUUUUGAAGAUGAUUAUACUGACCCGGUGAAAGCGUCCCCAUCCGUGCGGAAAGAAGUUUCUCCUCGAGUCCGGCAUUCACCCCAGGAACCUGUUAGAGAACCACCGAAGGAAACGCCACAAGCCAAAGAUUCCGUGUUGGCGGAGGACUUCCUUCCUAAACAGAAGCCUUCAGCGUCCGGGUCCAACAACGUCUCUGAAGGUGAGCUGGUGGAAGUUCUCACCAAGGGCCACAGCACUAUGGUGGCCGUGCUUCAGCAACGCAGCCGCAAUCUGCAGAUUGUCCGCACCAUGUGGACCUCGGGAAAUACUAAGAGUGCAGUGGACUCUGCCAUCAAUAUGAAGGACAAGGCAGUGCUGGUGGACCUUCUCAACAUCAUCAACUCCAGGGCAUCACUCUGGAAUCUGGAUCUAUGCAACUUACUCCUCCCAGAGUUAAAAGAUCUCUUGUGUAGCAAGUAUGAGAGUCAUAUCACAACAGCUGCGAAUGCCGUGAAGCUGGUCCUGAGGAACUUUGGUAAUGUCAUCAAGUCCAACAUGGAGGAGCCCCCAUCCUCUUUUGUAGACAUUUCUCGUGAGGAAAGACACAAGAAAUGCCUGGCGUGCUAUACAGUGCUAAGCUCCAUCAAGUCUUUGAUCCGCUCCUCGCAAUCGACCACAACGCCGAAAGUUGCCAGCGAUUUCCGCGAGAUCAUGAUCCUGCUUUCGGGCAUAGAAUGAUGACAGAUGCCACUCCACUCCAGAACGGCAAAAAUACGGACUGAGAUGACAAUGUGACCCAUGACCCUUGACCUGCCAUCUGCUGUGAUGAAGGAACUGUCUGUCUUGUGUGCACACUAUGAGGCUGGGCUGUGUCGGCUUUGAGGAAUUAGAAAAAAGAAAUAUUGAGCAAAGUUUUUAUGGAUGGGUGUCUUACCGACAGAAGUUUAUGAGUUAUCUUCUUCUCCAUCUCCUCCUACUCCUUCUCUGCCUCCUUCUCCUCCUCCUCUUUCUUCUUCAUCAUCAUCUUCUCCUCCUCCUUGUUAUUCCAGAUCUGAAAAGAAAAAUGACGGUGAUGACAAUCCAACCUCCACCCACCCAAUCGUAUGUCCUACAUCUUGCAAAAAAUGGACGAUAUCUUUUUUCAUAUGGUUGACUGAUUGUUCGAACUGAUGUCAGCGGCAAGUGAUGAAUGUUGAAUGUUGAUUUUUGCUGACUGGAUUGUUUCCUGGUUUUCACAAGGAAUACGUUACAGCUGUUUAAAGAGGUUGUUUUUUCCUUUGUGGUGCAAAAACUGAAAAAAAA